Dufourea novaeangliae is the source of this 1664-nucleotide messenger RNA. RefSeq lists its product as uncharacterized. The transcript is spliced from 6 exons. Gene Ontology annotation, biological process: neuron projection development. The coding region runs from base 24 to 1664 and encodes 546 amino acids. The record is from RefSeq and is a predicted model, not a curated record. Gene Ontology annotation, cellular component: cytosol. NCBI's taxonomy places the organism in Eukaryota, Metazoa, Arthropoda, Insecta, Hymenoptera, Halictidae.
UUCUUUAAUGCUAUGAUUUUGUAAUGUGUAUCGACACAAUGAGUACUAGAAGUAUUGAUUUGUUACCUAAAUUAGAAUCAGCUUUUUCUGAACAAAAAUGGGACGAAUUGUUGAGUCUUCUUAAUCCUAAGUUGUUCAGUACUCCCGAAUCAGAGGAAUUAAUUGCUUUUCCAUGUCUAUCAAAAGUAGCCGAAAUCCUUCAGGCAGAAGAGCCUGUAGUCCCUAACAAUAUAAAAGUUGUAUGCUUAAAAUGUUUAGGCAAUUCUUGUUUUAAUGGCUACAAACAUAAGGAAUAUAGUUCAACUAAUGUUGAAUAUGGAACAUACUGUCUUGAAUUAUAUUCCAAGCUAAUUACAAACAAUGAAAACUUAAAAAAGUCAGAAAUUUACAUUUUGUACCCAUUUCAUUCUCACUUUCCUUAUGAAAGUGUUAUCGAGUGGACAGUAAACUUUAUUAAAUCAUACAAAUUUAAUGAAGAUUUAAUGGAUGACCAACUGGAAAUACUCAGAUUAUGUAUUCAGUUUUUAUGCAAUCUAUUUACAUUUGCAUGUAAGAAUAGUAGUUUUGAUGAUCAAUGCAGCAUUCCAACAUUUUUAUAUGAUACUAAUUUAAAAAGUAUAAUUAUGAAUUUAACUAAUUUUGACCAUAUUCCAAGUGUCAGAGCAUCUUGUAUAUUUAUACAUAAUGCCUUGAGAGAAUUUGAAGGGCAAAAUUUCACAAAUCUAGAAAAAACACGAUUAUGUUCACAACUUCUAAAGCCAAUUAAGAAAGGUUUCGAAAGUGCAAAGGAAGCUUUGAUGUGUUUAUUAUACCAGUCAAAUUUGCUCAGAAUUUCAUACAACGAUAUGAACAUUGAGGACAAAUUAUAUUUACUGGAAAUAAUUCACAAUGAAGUAUCAGAUUCAGUGUAUGGGUGUGAGAGUGAUCAUCUAUUAAGAAAAGAUGCAAUUAAUUUUCUGUCAGAAAGGUUCUGUAAAAGAAGCGACAUACUUCUGAAAACUGUUGAUUCAUAUCUAGAUAAUAUGGAACCAAGAGAAAUUAUUAUCCUUCUCGAUAUUCUCGGGACUGUGACUUCUCGUUCAGCUAAAGCAUGUCAAUCUAUAGAAAAUUAUAAAAGCUUACUAAUUAAUUGUACCUAUCUUUUGAGAUCUAUACAGAUGAUUGGGAAAGAAUCAAAUAAUUACUUUACACCAAUGCAAAAGUUAAGUGAUAUAGCAAAAAUGAUGGAAGAAACCAAAAAUAAUGGAUUACAACAAAAUUUAAGUAGUACGGAAACCGAAGAUAACGAAUAUAAAGAUAUUAGAGAGAGAAAAGACUUAUGCAGCCACCCUGCUUUUGGCUUCAAAGCUGGAUUAAUAAGAAUUAUUGGAAACGUGUCAUACAGAAACAAAGAAUGUCAAGACCUUGUCCGUGAAAUGGACGCCAUUCCUCUGCUCCUGGACUGCUGCAAUAUAGACGCGAGAAAUCCCCUUAUAAUGCAAUGGACGAUCCUCGCUCUGCGGAAUUUAUGCGAGGAUAAUCCCGAGAAUCAAGAGAUCGUACAGAAUUGCACUAGGACCGGUGUUGUGGAGAACAGCGUGCUGCGGGAGAUGGGAGUGACGUUGCACGAAGACGAGAGUGGACAGAAAAUCGGGAUCGUACCUUUGGAUCUGAAUAAAAAAUGA